AUGCGGAUCAUAGAAAUAUUUAAUGUGCAUUUUCUCAUAAAGAGUUCAAGUGCUCGGCACUCAAUGUUUGUCUUGAUGUUAGCCCUUUGUUGCCUAAGCAGUGCAUUAGGCGCCAAGAUAAUCAAAAAAGUGGUAAGUGCCGAGCAGAAUAACAAUGAACAUAAAGACGGAGCAGGGGCAAAAGAACCUGCACCAGCAGCAGAAGCAGCAUCCAAUGAACACAACGAUGGCGAUGGCGAUGCCGAUGACGACGACGACGAUGAUGAUAACGAGGAGGAGGAAGAAACUGUAGCUAAGGUUGAGGCUGACAAAGAGACUGCUUCAACAGCUGACCACAAAAAUCCGAAUGCAGUGCAAACGUCUGAUCCCACAGAUCUCAGUGUUUGGGGCAUGGUUCGAUCGCUUUGGAGUUGGUUGCGAAGCGAUUUAAGUGAAAGCCUCUUUGGCGGCGAUGACGACGACGACGACGACGAUAAAAAUAAACCAGCAACAGUAGCAGCUGUGGAAGGUCGUACAUUUGGGAAAAUUCGUCGUUUACAAAUGGCUCUUAUACCAAUUAUCUUUAAAUUUGGGGUCCUUUCGGCUAUGGUAGCAUUCCUAGUGGCUAUUGGAAUGAAAUCUCUAUUCCUACUCAAGGUACUGGUUCUGAUGAAUGCCAUUGCCAUUUUAGGCAAGUUUAUAACUUUAAAGUCAAGCUUGUUUGGCCAAUAUGAGCAUACGGCUCCAUCGUUCAAUUAUCCUGGUUGGAAUCCUCAUGCCAAGGAGUCGAAUUGGGGCACAACCGGUCUAAGUGGAUCACCACCCCAUCCACCGAGCAAGGAAAUACAUUUGCAUAUACACGGCAAUGCCCAAACUCAGGCCCAGCUAGCUGGUGGUUACAAUUAUGAAAUGCAGGGUGUUGGCGGUGGUUGGGCUAGUCGCUCUGAUCCAUAUGGAGCUUAUGCACCUUCCACUAGUGGUCAAUAUCUGGACAGUGCGCCAUCUAACGCCAACGGUAUUGGCGAGCUACCUAAUAACACUGAUCCCAUGGCAUUGCUGCCCACAAAAUAUCCGGCGAGAAAUCUAAUACGCUGA
This is a messenger RNA of Drosophila willistoni, 1074 nucleotides long. RefSeq lists its product as uncharacterized. NCBI's taxonomy places the organism in Eukaryota, Metazoa, Arthropoda, Insecta, Diptera, Drosophilidae. The transcript is spliced from 3 exons. The record is from RefSeq and is a predicted model, not a curated record. The coding region runs from base 1 to 1074 and encodes 357 amino acids.